ACAUUUCGUGCGUUCUUAUGGACAUUUCAGUGUCUGUUAUAUGCACAUUAAUUUAGAGAGACAGAAGUUUUUCCUAAGGAAAAACGUCAGUGUUCACGACAAUGUUAUCAAUGAGCUAACUGCCAAGAAAGGGGUGCAUAAUUGUUAGCGGUCGCUAGCUAGAUAAGAUGAAGUUAUAAACUUUCUAAAAACAAUUGAUUUCACCUAGCCAAUCUUCCAAUAACAUCAAUAGGAAUACAACUGUGGCAAUGUAGCCACAUGGAUAGCUUGAGCUACUUAAGAGACUAGGUGUUUGAAUCCAGGGUUGCUUAAAGUUAACGGGUUGAUGGUGUCCAAUUAAAUAUGUUACCUUAGUUAACGUUAGCGGUAUAGUUACGGGCUGGACUCCUAUUGCUAGCUACUUGGAGUUCACUUUUUUCUUUACUGGCUGUUACCCGUUUGUUACCCCAGGACGAUGCAUCAGCUUACGUGAAGUGUUGUCGUGAGAUAGGAUAGCAGUAGACAUGGCAGACCUGCAGUCGGAGGCUCCCACCCAGCCCGAGCCCAUGGAGGCCGAGGAGCCCCUCCUGAGCAACCUGGACAUAUUACUCUUCUCCCUCAUCGCCGGCCUCGUCAUCUACUGGUUCACCUUCCGCAAGAAGCCGGAGCCCGUCCCCGAGUUCAAGAAGCUCGACACACCAGCUCCGACCGCCAGAGAAACGAGCUUCAUCGAGAAAAUGAGGAAAACCGGCCGGAACAUCGUGGUGUUCUACGGCUCCCAGACGGGCACGGCUGAGGAGUUUGCCAACCGGCUGUCUAAAGAUGCCCAGCGGUACGGCAUGAAGGGCAUGGCAGCCGACCCAGAGGAGUACGACAUGUCGGAGCUGUCUCGCUUGACGGAGAUGGACAACUCUCUGGCUAUCUUCUGCGUGGCCACCUAUGGGGAGGGGGACCCCACAGACAACGCACAGGACUUCUACGAUUGGCUGCAGGAGGGCGAUGCCGACCUGGACGGAGUCAACUUCGCUGUGUUUGCGCUGGGGAAUAAAACGUAUGAGCACUACAACGCCAUGGGCAAGUACGUGGACAAGAGACUCGAGGAUCUGGGGGCAAAGCGAGUGUUUGACCUCGGCAUGGGGGAUGACGAUGGCAACCUGGAGGAAGACUUCGUCUCCUGGAGGGAGCAGUUCUGGCCUGCUAUGUGUGAGCACUUUGGUGUGGAGGCCACGGGCGAGGAGUCCAGCAUCCGUCAGUAUGAGCUGAAGGUGCACGACGAUCUGAACAUGAACAAGGUGUACAGCGGAGAGAUGGGCCGACUCAAGAGCUUUGAGAACCAGAAGCCGCCCUUUGAUGCUAAAAACCCCUUCCUGGCCCCAGUGACUGUGAACCGCAAACUCAACAAGGGGGGCGACCGGCACCUCAUGCACCUGGAGCUGGACAUCAGCGGCUCGAAGAUCAGGUAUGAGUCAGGAGAUCAUGUGGCUGUUUAUCCCAUCAAUGACACGGCUAUCGUGAACAAGCUGGGCGCUGUCCUCGGGGUGGACCUCGACACCGUUAUCUCUCUCAACAACCUUGAUGAGGAGUCCAAUAAGAAGCACCCGUUCCCCUGUCCCACCACCUACCGCACAGCCCUGACCCACUACCUGGACAUCACACACCCGCCCCGCACCAACGUGCUCUAUGAGCUGGCGCAGUACGCCUCCGACCCCAAGGACCAGGAGAACAUGCGCAAGAUGGCCUCCUCCUCCCCCGAGGGCAAGGCGCUCUACCAGAGCUUCGUGCUGGACGCGAGCAGGAACAUCCUGGCCAUCCUGGAGGACACCCCGUCCCUGAGGCCGCCCACGGACCACCUGUGUGAGCUGCUGCCCCGCCUGCAGGCGCGAUACUACUCCAUCGCCUCCUCCUCCAAGGUGCACCCCAACAGCAUCCACAUCUGUGCCGUGGUGGUGGAGUACCGGACGAGCACGGACCGCACCAACCAAGGCGUGGCCACCAACUGGCUGAAGCACAAGAUGCCCACCGCCAACGGGCACAAGUCCACGGUGCCCAUGUACGUGCGCAAGUCCCAGUUCCGCCUGCCCUUCAAGGCCAGCAACCCCGUCCUCAUGAUCGGGCCGGGCACGGGCAUCGCCCCCUUCAUGGGCUUCAUCCAGGAGCGCGGCUGGCUCAAGGAGCAAGGAAAAGAGGUUGGAGAGACGGUGCUGUACUACGGCUGCCGGCACAAGAACGAGGACUACCUGUACCAGGAGGAGCUGGAGGAGUUUGAGAAGAUGGGGGUUCUGACCAAGCUCAACGUGGCCUACUCCAGAGACACGGCUGAAAAGGUGUAUGUUCAGCACCUCUUGAAGAACAACAAAGAGGAGCUCUGGAACCAGGUUCACACCAACAGUGCACAUAUCUACAUCUGUGGGGAUGCUCGUAACAUGGCGCGAGACGUCCAGGCAGCGUUCCACGAGAUUGCUGAGGAGUUUGGAGGACUGACGCACACCCAGGCCACCGACUACGUGAAGAAGCUGAUGACCAAGGGCCGCUACUCGCAGGAUGUGUGGAGCUAAACGGCUCUCCUUCAGCAGCCUCCUCUCUCUCUCCUCCCCCUU
This is a messenger RNA of Clupea harengus (Atlantic herring), 2576 nucleotides long. RefSeq names its product P450 (cytochrome) oxidoreductase b (gene porb). Gene Ontology annotation, molecular function: NADPH-hemoprotein reductase activity; FMN binding; flavin adenine dinucleotide binding. NCBI's taxonomy places the organism in Eukaryota, Metazoa, Chordata, Actinopteri, Clupeiformes, Clupeidae. Gene Ontology annotation, cellular component: cytosol. The record is from RefSeq and is a predicted model, not a curated record. The coding region runs from base 504 to 2534 and encodes 676 amino acids. The transcript is spliced from 16 exons. Gene Ontology annotation, biological process: response to hormone.